GAUGAUGACUGCAUUGAACGAGGCAUACAAUCAAUCGUCGAUGAAUGGCACCCAGUCAAGACAUAUAAGGGGUCUAAGUCGAGAGGCGCAGCAAAGUACACUCACCAUUAUCAGCUGGAGAUGGGGAGGAGGCAAUCCAUCAGGUCAAGUAGCCGAAAUCGUUGAAGAAGGUAAAGCACAGGUCACGAGCAACAAAGUACGUGCUCCCCAGCAAGCGCGUACGGUAAAUCAUGAUAUCAUUGUUGUAGGGAAACACAGUGACAAGGAACGCCAAGCCCGAUGA
Molecule: messenger RNA, 283 nt
Organism: Serpula lacrymans var. lacrymans S7.9
Lineage: Eukaryota; Fungi; Basidiomycota; Agaricomycetes; Boletales; Serpulaceae
Exons: 2
Source: RefSeq, a predicted model, not a curated record